UGGGAUCCUGAAUGCUUAUAGCUGCUUGCUGAAACAGUGAAGAUUCUGUCUCAGCUUUGAGACAGUAGGAAGAAAAAUUUUUCCAAGAGACUUGCUGAUUUUAAGCUUUAGAUGUUGGCUGUCAGGAUUUGUCUGUGCCUCCAGAACCUCUCUGUUCCUAUGCAAGCACAGCCUUGGAAUCUAGCAGUAAACUAAUUUUUUUUUCCACUCUACCACUCGGUGCACUGACCGAAGCCUGGUAGAGAGGGAUUGACGUUGGGUCUCUUGUGAGGAUUUAAGCACCCCUUCCACUUGCCUGGGACGCCUCCUGUGUUACAGAAUCUGCCUUCAGGUCCAGGGAUUUCCUCUAAUAUGUUGGAUAAAGCCAAGACACUCCAGCCUGCCUAUGUUGGGAUUGUGCCGCUUGCAGAGACUGUGUCAAAGCAAGGGAAAAGCUGUUCAGGCACAUAUCAGGAUUCAUACCACAGCUUGCGAGAAGUGCUGCAGUUGAAGCUCCAGCAGCGACGCACACGGGAGGAGCUGGUGAGCCAAGGGAUCAUGCCGCCUCUGAAAAGUCCAGCUGCAUUUCAUGAACAAAGAAGGAGUUUGGAGCGGGCCAGGACAGAGGACUAUCUGAAACGGAAAAUCCGGUCCCGGCCGGAGAGAUCAGAGCUGGUUAGGAUGCACAUUCUGGAAGAGACCUCAGCUGAACCCUCCUUGCAGGCUAAGCAGCUGAAGCUGAAGAGAGCCAGACUGGCAGAUGACCUUAAUGAGAAGAUAGCGCAGAGGCCAGGCCCCAUGGAGCUGGUGGAGAAGAACAUCUUGCCUGUGGAAUCGAGCCUGAAGGAAGCUAUUAUUGUUGGACAGGUGAACUACCCAAAGGUUGCAGACAAUUCCUCCUUUGAUGAGGACAGCAGUGAUGCCCUCUCCCCGGAACAGCCAGCCAGCCAUGAGUCCCAAGGGUCUGUCCCAUCACCGAUGGACUCUCGGAUUUGUGAGCCUCUCCCUAGCACCACUGGCACAUCACUAGCUCAGGGUUCAUCCCAGUUGCAGAUUAGUGCAGACUCCAGUGAAACUCUUUUCCUACCUGAGCAGCCACCCCCGCCUCUGCCACCUCCACCUCUUCUGCCCCCUAGUCUUACCAAUGGAGUGGCUCUUACUGCUGCCAAGCCCCCACCAACACUCAUUAAGCAAAGCCAGCCCAAGUCUGCUAGUGAGAAGUCUCAGCGCAGUAAAAAAGCCAAGGAGUUGAAGCCGAAAGUCAAGAAGCUUAAAUAUCAUCAGUAUAUUCCCCCGGACCAAAAGCAGGACAAGGGAGCUCCUCCCAUGGAUUCAUCCUAUGCCAAAAUACUGCAGCAGCAGCAGCUCUUUCUCCAGCUUCAGAUCCUCAACCAGCAGCAGCAGCACUACAACUAUCAGACGAUCCUGCCAGCCCCACCAAAGCCUCCAGGGGAGCAGCAGAGUAGUACCAGUGCCCCUGCCGUGCGCAAUCUCUCUGCCACAGUCAGCAGUGCAUCUUCAGGAUCCUCUGGUUCCAGUGGGUUGAUGAGACAAAACAGUAAUGCUGCGGUGGGCAAGCCUGGCCCUCUCCCUGCCAACCUGGAUGAGAUGAAGGUAGCAGAGCUGAAGCAAGAGCUGAAGUUGAGGGCCUUGCCUGUCUCAGGCACAAAGACGGACCUGAUUGAGCGUCUCAGAGCUUACCAAGAGCAGAACGGUACAGCCGGCCAAACAACCUCCGCUCCCAAAUCCAGCACAGCAGCUGUCCUCACAAAAGCUGCUGAAGUGGUGGUAGCCUUCCCAGCUGCCAGGCUGAGCACAGGGACAGCCCUUGUCACCACUGGCAUUGCACCAGCAGAAGUAGUUGUGGCCACAGUCACAGGUGGCAGCGUGAUGAAGUUUGGCAGCACAGGCUCGACUCCUCCUGUUUCUCCAACUCCUUCCGAGCGCUCACAAAUGAGCACAGGGGAUGAGAACUCGGGCACUGGAGAUACCUUUGGAGAGAUGGUGACCUCACCCCUCACCCAGCUCACCUUGCAGACAUCUCCAGUGCAGUUCCUGGUGAAGGAAGAAAGCACCAAGUCUGCCUCCUGCAGCAUAAAUGCAGCACCCAGGUCAGAGCGGUGUAGCACUGGUAACAGCAGAGAUGCAGAAAUUAGGGACAAAGACCAGAUGCUGCAGGAGAAGGACAAGCAAAUCGAGGAACUCACCCGCAUGCUGAAACAGAAGCAGCAGCUGGUUGAGAUGCUUAGGCUACAGCUGGAGCAGGAGAAGCGCUCUCAGCAGUCACAACUGGCCCCAACGGCUGCGGGAGAAGGAACAGCCCUCGCCUCCAAGCCAGGAGCAUUUGGCACCCAGGUCAAGAGUGAAAAUGGUUUCCUGAGUUGCCAGUUUGCGAAGCAAUCCAGUGGCCAAACAGACCAAUUCAGCCCUGCACCACCCGCUAGCCAAAUGGACACUUCAAAUCCAAGCCCAGUGCCAAAGAAAGCCGUGAUGGUGAAGCAGGAGGUGCCAGCCGCGGAAGCAGAGCCGUUGUGCCAGUCCCACAGCCCGCGGCUUUUCCUUGGCCAGCAAGGGAGCGCCCUAAGCGACCUCAUCAAGGGCACCCCUCCCCCCACCCUCAUCACUGACUCCACAGGGACCCACAUCGUCCUCACCGUGACCAAGCAGAGCGCCGAGAGGCAGGGCCUCUCACCCCACGGAAAGGCAGGGAGCAGCUGCCCGGCCUUGCAGAGAGUACAAUCAUCACCUGCUAAAACUCCCAGCCAAGCGCCGUGUCAGCCACCUGCAAGCACCCCCCAGCAGCCCCCGCAGCAGCAGCAGCCCAGAGGACUAAACCAAUCCAAGCCCUCAUCACAGCCCAGCUCUCCUGCUGCCCCUUCCCCAUCCCAGAUGGACCUGGAGCAGCAACAGCACACGCCGCUUUUUGGAACUCCUCCACCUGCUCUUCCUGUUCCCUCGGUCCCAGUGAAAGAGCCACCACCAGGCUAUGAAGAGGCCAUGAAAAAACAGCCAAAGGCCCAGGAGAAUGGCUGUUCCAGCCAGCAGAUGGACGACCUGUUUGAUAUCCUCAUCGAAAGUGGAGAGAUUUCUGCUGACUUCAAGGAUCAGUCGUCCCCAGCUGGGAAAGAACCACCUGUGGCCUGCUCCCCACCGCCCAGCAGCCACCAUUCCUCAGAGCUGGCGGUGCCAGUGUCCUUGGGGCAGCCGGUGCUCGUGGGCCGGCUGGAGGACUUCCUGGAGAGCAGCACUGGCCUCCCACUGCUGACAGCAGGCCAUGAUGGGCCAGAGCCCCUGUCCCUGAUUGAUGACCUCCACAGUGAGAUGCUGAGCAGCUCGGCCAUCCUGGACCACCCGCCUUCACCUAUGGACACCUCGGAAUUGCACUUUGCUCACGAGCCAUCUGGGAGCAUAACCCUGGAUCUGGCUGAGGCUAACUUGGACAGCAUGGACUGGCUGGAGCUGCCAGGGGGGCCUGUCAUGAGCCUGGCUCCUCUGAGCACCGCAGCUCCCAGCCUCUUUUCCACAGACUUCCUUGAUGGACAUGAUCUGCAGCUGCACUGGGAUUCUUGCUUGUAAUUCUGUGAGCAGAGACUGAAGGGAAUGGGAGUGGGAGGGCACAGGCAUGCAGGGGGAAGAGGCCAGUCAACCAAAAAAAAACAAACAAGGUCCCAGUAUUUGUACUCCUCCCCUAACAGUGUCCUUCCUGCAUGAAGCCGGCAGUGGGCCAGGGCAGGGAGAACUGCUGCUGCAGGGGGAAGAAGCUGCAGGAGCUGUGGGGCUGGUGGCCUCCUGCCCACUCCAUGCAGCCUGACCCAGCCCAGGUGAGAGCAGAGCCGGCAGCCCCUCCUCCUCCAGGCAGGAGCAGUGAUGGCAGUGCAUUGCAGCCAGGAAUGAGUUCCCUCACGUGGGACAGAGCUGGGCCUGAGCUGUUUCCAGAAGCAGCACUCUGCACCUUUCUGGGAUUGGCAGAUAAAGGGGGUUGUGCUGCCCCAGCACGGUUGGUCUUAACGGUUGAUCUUAACGGCUGAGGAAGGGGAUCCUACCUCUGGAACAGGACACAAAAGCAGGAGAGCUGGCUGGGGGUCUGGAGUGGCUGCCCUCUGCACCACCUGCUGUCUGUCAGAGGAGGGUCUGAUCUGCCACAGGGCUGUGAGGAGCUGGGCAGAACAGGCACCUUUUCUAAAUGUAGCCAAAGGGAACCAGGGUGACCCACCAACCUGGUAAUGUCUAAGCUGGUUUCCCAAAUAUUGCUGAGCUUUGCAGAGGCCUGACUGCCUGCUUGCUUCACUCACCUUGGGCUGCAAAACAGAUUUUUAAGGUGCUAAAAUGAGGUCUUUAUAUGUUAAAACCGCUGUCAGUCACACCCCAUUGCCCCCAGCUUCCACAGCACUUGUGACAUCCCCAGGUGAGCAGGGCAGUCAGGGUGUGCAGGGGUAGGGACAAGAAAGUGCCUGCGUGCCCUGGGGAGCUGGUAAGGGGCACAGCUGGCAAUAAGCAACAUAUCAUUGGGGGCCACGUGCAAUCUGUUCUCCUGCCUUUGCUGUGUUGGUACCUCACUGUAGCAGGUGCCCCAGGGGAAAGAAGCAGCUGGGGAUAGAUGUCAGACCCAGUAGGUGAGAAAGGGAAAGUGGCACUGCAAAAGGGGAGUUGUAUGGCAUGGCACAGGUCCUGGCUCAGUAGUGCAACUGUGAGGGCCCCUUUCUGGGGAGAAGUGCAGGCCUAAAAGCAAGUACUGCUUUUAGGACAGCUGACCUCUGCUCUUCCUUUCCUCCUUUACCCAUGGGGUAAAAGGCAAAAGUAAAUGGCAGCUUAGUGUGAGCUGGUGCCCUGUGUCCCUGCAGGGCCCCAGGCUGGUGCCUCAGGGUAACUGCUGAAUGAGGAGUGGGUGGAAAAGCACCCAAAGCCCUCCAGAGCCAUGAUGAUACUAUUCCUUGUGCGGGGUUCUGUGUUGGAAACCCAGGCCUGUGGCUCACUCCUGUGCAGUUACUCCUGUUAAAUUCCUGUGUUAGUAGUAGCUCAUGGCCAUACUGAGCAGGUGGGACAUGGCUUAGGUAGCCCCAUGCAGCCACCUCACUGCACAGCUGUCCCAGCUUUGGCACUAAGCUGGGUCCAGGCUGCUCUGGCUCAGUGAGGUGGGGGAAGCCAUAGCUUCUGAAAUCAUACACACCGAGGUACUGGCCCUGCUCAGGCAAUGAAAGGAUCAGCCACCAUCCUCAAUAUCUGCUUGAGGAUGCUGUCCCAUCUUUCCCUUUCACUGGGCUGCAAUGCUUCCUGCUGGGGAGGGGUAGCUGUGAGCAGCCACAUGCUGCUCCCCUGCACCUUUGGUACAUGGGCCUCUUCUCAGGGGGAGGCUGGGCCACAGGAGUGUUGGUACUUCUGCUCCAUGGAGGAGCAGGUGAAUGCCAGCCCUGCAUGAUGUGCUCUCCCUCAGCCAUUAAACUGGCAGCUGGCUGUAGUCAUGUCUGUUUGAGCUGGGAGAAACUCCUGCUUUCCUGAGCCCUAUUUGCUUGUUAACUGCAUGGGGAGCCACUUUCUUAAUCAUUUGCAGGGGGAGCCUGCUGGCAGCUUCCUUCCUUUCUGCCCCUUUCUCUCUCCUCUCCCCCCCCUCCCCGAGUUGUAAGCAAGUCAGAGCCUCUUAUCUGCCUCCCUCAGUGUCUGGGCUGGGGAGGACACUGUCCCCCUUCCCCCUAGGCUUUCUGUUGCUCAAGCUACAGCAUCACAUCCUAAAAGUCAGAAUAAGAGACUGGUGGGCACCCCUUCACUCCCCUGAGCCCUCCCUAAAUUCUCUCCUGGUGCAGCCCUGGUGCUGGCUGGGAGCAGUGAGUACAUUAGAAUCGCCUUGCAGAGCUCCCACCAGCUCCCCCCGAGGGUGGCUGCCCAGCCGUGGGACCAGGUGGGUGCAGGAGGCAAGGGCUUUCUUAGGAGGGCAAGUAUGGGUGAGGUUGGGAGGAUCUCUGAAAUGCUAAGGGGAAAAAGUGAGGCUGCCUGUUUGUCAAACUCUCAAGCAAAAUGAGGUUCUUUUAGCCCCCAGUUGCAGUAGCCCUCACAAAAAACAGCUGUGUGAUUUCCUUCAUACAAAUAAUUACAAAGCUGCAACCAGUAAAUAAAGAAUGAAAUUAUCAAAGUGCAGUGAGCUCCUAGAGGAAGGUAGGAGUGCUCCAGCUGCAGUCCUGGCCUGUUACCAAUUUACCUCUCCCCUGGGGUUGCUGGUGAAAAGACUGAGCAUACGGGUGCUCCCUUUCACCUUUACCCAUCCACCUGUCCUGCAGGUGUGAAACUGUAGGAAAUUAGUGACCCUGACUUUGCCCAACACACUUGGAUUGGCCGAUGGGCUGAAAAACCUCAAGAAGCCCAGAUGAUACAGAACCAUGACCUCAUCUCUGGAGGAAUCCAGCUGACCUGCCAGAGCCUCUCUGCACAAGGGGCUUCUGCCAGGAGAGCAAGUGAUAACCCUGUGCCUGUGGGCAGAGGGGAAGAUGGUGCCUCAGCCCAGGAAAUGUUAGAAAGUCUUUUCCCCAAGCAGUGCCCAGAGCAGGCUUGCCCAGUUCUCUGCUUUCUUACUAUUAUUUGUUUGAAUAAUAGUUCAAUAGUUCUUUGUCAGAAGAGGUAUUCCCCUGGACAUACAUUUUUGCACCCAUUGGGAAAAACGAAGUCUGAUGUUCUGCCUCUACCUUGAAUGUAAUCCUGAAUCUUUCUGCUGUAACCACUACUUGUUUGUAAUGUGUAUUUGACUAGCACGCACUCUCCCUCUUCCACUAUGCAGCAAACGGCGAGGGGUGAUCAGCACCAUCAGAACUGGAUGGUGUUGGGGCAUCAGAUCCAGAGCAAGUUUUCAACUGGAAAAGGAUAAAAGUGACAAGUUAAUGGGGGAGAGAAUCGAUCUUUAAAUUGAAUUAUUUUUUCAGUUACAAAUAUUUGAAAAAAAAAUCCAUUUUAUUAAAAAAAUUCCAAACA
This is a messenger RNA of Pseudopipra pipra, 6933 nucleotides long. It is a transcript of the gene MRTFA, whose product is annotated as myocardin related transcription factor A. Gene Ontology annotation, biological process: smooth muscle cell differentiation; positive regulation of transcription by RNA polymerase II. The coding region runs from base 352 to 3555 and encodes 1067 amino acids. Gene Ontology annotation, cellular component: nucleus. The transcript has 14 exons. The record is from RefSeq and is a predicted model, not a curated record. Gene Ontology annotation, molecular function: transcription coactivator activity. Lineage: Eukaryota; Metazoa; Chordata; Aves; Passeriformes; Pipridae.